GACGAGACGAGAUGUUCAACGCUAUAAAAUGCUCAAUUCCUCGGAGAAUUGGGCUCAGACUGGAGAGCACAUUCGUUCCUAUCCACCCUCUUCUGCUGAAAAGGGCAGAUCUGCUGUCUAAAGAGCAUGCGGAGCUGGAGCACCAGAUGAGCGAUGGGUUUGAUUUGAACCAGCAGAAGAAGUUCUCGAAGCUCUCAUCCGUUGUCGAUGUGUACAAGGAGUACACCGAGAAGCUCGCAGAGUACGACGAGCUGAACUCGCUCUUGACAGAUGCGUCUCUGAAAGAUGAUGCGGAACAGGAGAUUGAGACGGUUUUACCACAGCUGGUGUCCAUCACUGAGAAGCUACAGACCAAGUUGUUACCACCACAUCCAUUCGCAGACAGACCGGCGAUUCUGGAGCUCAGACCGGGUGUCGGUGGUGUCGAGGCUAUGAUAUUCACCCAGGAUCUAUUCAACAUGUAUUUGGGAUAUGCUAAUACGCACAGAUGGCCAUACUCCAUCGUCUCCAAGUCUGUUAACCAGCAGGGGAACGGGCUUCUCGAGGGCAUCAUCUCGAUAGACGAGCCUGGGGCGUACGACAGGCUGAGAUUCGAGGCCGGGGUCCACAGAGUCCAGAGGAUCCCAGAGACAGAGAACAAAGGUCGUACGCAGACUUCGACGAGCGCAGUGGUGGUGCUCCCACAGAUGAGCUCCAAGGGACAGGCAGAGGACGCUGAUGAACGCUCGUUUGCAGCCGGAGAGGUGAGAAUCGACGUCAUGAGGGCAAGUGGUAAAGGUGGACAGCACGUGAACACAACGGAAUCAGCAGUGAGACUCACUCACAUCCCAACAGGGAUCACCGUCAGCAUGCAAGAUGAGAGAUCACAGCAUAAGAACAAGGCAAAGGCCUUCCAGAUCCUGAGGGCCAGGCUGGCAGAGCUCGAAAGGGUACAGAUGGAGGCAGAGGAACGCAAGAAGAGAAAGGACCAAGUGACGUCGACAGACAGAAGUGAUAAGAUCAGAACGUACAACUUCCCUCAGAACAGAAUCACAGACCACCGUUGUGGUUAUUCGCUCCAUGACAUCGAUGGUGUCAUGAGUGGCGAGAAGCUCGACCAAUUGGUGGAUGUUUUGGAGCAGCACGAAGCACAGGAGAAGUCCAAGAGCCUGCUGGAGGAGCUGGAGAACCAGGCGUUGGUGAUGAGCGAGGGCGACUUGAUCUACUGCUCAAGGCGAACGGUCAAAGCUGGCGAGUUGCAACGCUACGUCAUCACGUUUGAGCCCAAGGAAGAGCUGAAGAACCGCAACGUUGAUAGUCUAUGGCUCAAGGUGCGCAAUACUGAGUCUGUUGCUACACGAGCUGCCUUUCUCAGAGGCCCGUACAUUCUGUAUACAGACGUGACGCCUGGUGAGUACGAUAAGAACAAGCCCACGUUUGUUACUCUGGAUCAGCCAAAGUUUGAGCCCAAUCUGAGCCCAUCGCAGAAGUUCAUAUGUGAGCUAUCAUUGCAUACAAUCAAAGACAAGUACGUGUGGACGGUGGAUGUUGUUAGCCAGAUCAUCUUCAGCUCCACGUCAGAGGUGGCGUUUGAGGUCUUGAUAGGCUUGAACAAGGAGUGUCUGAAUCUGAGCACUGACAAGCUGGGCUCCUUUGAUCCUCGACUCACUGUGAAUAGACAGGAUACCAUGGAUCUAUGGAACCUACCGCAUCAUUCAAGAGGGAAGCCAGUGCACUUGGUGAUCUUGACACAUGGAUUGCACAGCAACACAGGGGCAGAUCUGUUCUAUAUAAAGGAACAGAUCGACAAGGUGGAGCAUGGCGAUGAUGAGGAGCUUCUGGUGAGAGGGUUCCAUGGUAACAACUGUAAGACAGAGCUUGGAGUGAAAUAUCUGGGUAGUAAAGUUGGCGAGUACAUCAUACAACAGCUGUACAAUGAAGACGUCAAGAAGAUUUCCUUUAUUGGGCAUUCAUUGGGAGGAUUGGUUCAGACAUUUGCCAUUGCUUACAUCCAGGUGAACUUCCCAUGGUUCUUCCAAAAGUUUAUCACCACACCAGCAUCUCGUCCAAACGUUAUAGUACACGAUAGAAUGUACACAGAGGAUGAUAUUCCACCAAAAGUGAUACGAAAGAAGAAUUUCUUACAAAACUUGGACCCAAUGGCUAAAUUCCACGACUUGGAGGAUGAUAUAGCACGUGAAUGGCACAGAGGGUUAUCAUGGCGUAAAGUGUUGGUUAAAUUGGAACCUGAUGCUCACAACAACAUCAUCGUCAGAAGAAAAUAUGCUAAUGCAUUUGGAUGGCAAGUGGUGGAACACAUGGUGAAUAACCAUUUCACCCAGAGCACACCGAAUGCUCAUACAGUGCCUAAAGUGGAUAGCUCUGCAGAUUUGGAGAAUUUGGAGGAGAUCAAAUCCCUGGUCGAUCGUGAUACUUUACAACGUGAUAACGAAGAGCUGGAUCUAGGUGAUGAUGCAGCACCAACGGCACUUGAUAUGUCAUGGGUCAACCAAAAGGAUGGCGAGUCAAUAUUUGAUCUAGGACCCACAGGCAUGAUGACCAAUUUUAACGAUAUGUUGAACAAUUUCAGAAACUGGUCAAGAACGCUGAGGACAUAG
Molecule: messenger RNA, 2597 nt
Organism: Williopsis jadinii
Lineage: Eukaryota; Fungi; Ascomycota; Saccharomycetes; Phaffomycetales; Wickerhamomycetaceae
Gene: MRF1
Product: Mrf1p
Exons: 4
Coding region: 12-2597 (861 amino acids)
Biological process (GO): translational termination
Molecular function (GO): translation release factor activity
Source: RefSeq, a predicted model, not a curated record